This is a messenger RNA of Sphaerodactylus townsendi, 941 nucleotides long. It is a transcript of the gene SDHAF3, whose product is annotated as succinate dehydrogenase complex assembly factor 3. The transcript is spliced from 3 exons. Gene Ontology annotation, cellular component: mitochondrion; mitochondrial intermembrane space. The coding region runs from base 455 to 841 and encodes 128 amino acids. Lineage: Eukaryota; Metazoa; Chordata; Lepidosauria; Squamata; Sphaerodactylidae. Gene Ontology annotation, biological process: mitochondrial respiratory chain complex II assembly; succinate metabolic process. The record is from RefSeq and is a predicted model, not a curated record.
CGCGGUCCCAAUGCAACCGGCGCCUCCCUCUCCACAUGGAGGGCCAAGGCGGCCUCCUCCUCCCUGUGGUGCUCACUGACUAGCCUGCGACCUGCUGCUUGUCCCGCGGCGCAACCUUGUGGUUUGUGUUUAAGGCAGGACGCAGAUGGCUUGCCACACCCAAGGGUGCCUUCCCGCCUCCUGGUUUAGUUGCGCCACCGCGUUGGAACACAGACGCAAUUGAAAACAAACUGAUUAGACUUUGGGGAUGCCAAGAAACAAUGCUGUAGGGAGCCCCGUGGCACAGAAUGGAAAGCUGGAGUAUUGCAGGCAAAGCUCACAACUUCAGUUUGAUCCCAACCGAAGUGGGCUUCAAGUACCGUAGUUGGCUCAAGGCUGUCUCACCCUUCCAUCCUUCUGAGAGCUGACACCAACAGAGAAGCAAUCCCGAAGCCAGUGGUGCUUUUGGGGGGUUAUGCCUAGCAGUGUAAGUCAGCAUGUGUCUCGGGUAAGGAGUCUGUACCGGAUAAUUCUACGGUUGCACCGUGCGUUGCCCCUGGAACUGAAGACCUUGGGAGAUCAGUAUGUGAAGGAUGAAUUUAGAAGACACAAAUCUGUCGGCUCUGCAGAGGCCCAGUGCUUCUUGCAGGAAUGGGAGAACUAUGCAACGAUGCUUGGGCAGCAAACUAAUCAAAAUGAAGACAGCUCACCAAACAAGCCUCGCUUUGGAUCCCAUCUUCCAGAGGAGAAGCUUGAAGCGCUUCGAGAUGAGCAGCUUGGACAGCUACAGGAACUAAUGCAAGAAGCUACCAAACCCAAGAGACAGUUUAAUGUUUCGGAUGAUACAGAACACAAAAGCUAACGUAUUUCUUUGAAUGGACUUUUAAGUUAAAAUGCUGGUGCUUCCUUCUGCUCUAGUUUUGAAGAAAGCCUCGCUGUGGAAAAUAAAUUGAGUUGACGUA